AUGUCGUCACAAAAAAAGAAAAGAUCCUCUAUUCCCUGGAAGACCUUAAAUGGUCAAGGGGUGACAAUAUCCAGGAAGCACGCAACAGUAGAGGGAUGUUGCGGAAAAUCAAACGUCCUCUCCUGGAAUAUCAGACUUGGCACUUUAAAUACUGGAUUGCUUACUGGACGUUCCAUGGAGACUGUCGACAUGAUGGAAAGGCGAAGGGUUGACAUCCGUUCUCUACAAGAAACAAGAUGGAAAUCAAAUGGUGUUGCUCUCAUUGGGAGUUACAUAAUGGGGAAACAUGUCUUGACUGUUAUCUCUGCAUAUGCACCAGAGACCAGUGAAUCUGAAGACUCCAAAAAUGAUUUCUGGAACGUACUCUCGGAUGCCGUCAGGAAAACACCAUCAUCAGAGAUACCAUUGAUGUGUGGCGACCUCACUUUCAUGUUGGAGAUAAAGCAAAUGAGUUCCACGGUAUCCGUGGAGGCUUUGGCUACGGAUCUCAAAACGAAGACGGUAUACGGAUUCUGGAAUUUGCUGAAAUUGAGUACCUUGGAAUGGAUGUUGUUGGGACCAGUGGUAUCAGGUGAUCAGUUUCUGGUUUCUUUGUCAACUGUCAACAAGGAGUUGCACUAA
This is a messenger RNA of Helobdella robusta, 621 nucleotides long. RefSeq lists its product as hypothetical. NCBI's taxonomy places the organism in Eukaryota, Metazoa, Annelida, Clitellata, Rhynchobdellida, Glossiphoniidae. Bases 1 to 621 code for a protein of 206 amino acids. The transcript has 3 exons. The record is from RefSeq and is a predicted model, not a curated record.